This is a messenger RNA of Kwoniella shivajii, 2286 nucleotides long. RefSeq lists its product as uncharacterized. The record is from RefSeq and is a predicted model, not a curated record. NCBI's taxonomy places the organism in Eukaryota, Fungi, Basidiomycota, Tremellomycetes, Tremellales, Cryptococcaceae. The transcript is spliced from 22 exons. The coding region runs from base 1 to 2286 and encodes 761 amino acids.
AUGAUGUCAUCCCACAUGUACAUAUCCAGAUUCAUUCAACUAUGUAUCAUAGCAAUACUGUCAAUAGGAAUUCAAGAUAUAAAUGGUUUAAGUGAAUUUCAAGUAUUGCAAGUUGUCAAAGGAUUCGCAGAUAGUUAUCUAUCACCUAAGAAUAUAGAAGUGGCCAAGAGUAUAAAUAGUACAUUAUUCGCGGAAGACGUGACUGGUACAGCGGAUCUAUCGACAAAUUUUGAUGGAAGGGAAUUAUCGACGUUGCUCUUUGGUUUAUUCGUAAAUACUGCUCAAGAUCCAAAUGAUCCUUCUCCGUUCGGAUCUCCCAUUUCCUACAAUGUGACCGCUUUGUUGGUUCAACAUCACUAUGUAUCUACUUCAAUCAAAUUCCUAUUCCAUUAUCCAGUAUUGAGCGAAACUUACCCUAUCCAAAUAGACGCAUUCAUGCAAGUCAAUGAUAAUGGCGAGAUUCAGCAAUAUGACGUAUCGUUUCGAAGAUGGGCAUGGGCUACAGAUGUUAUAGUGCCUCAACUAAUACCUCACAUGGCAUCCAAUCUGAACAUCAAAAAUACGACUGAUUCUUCAACGAUCUUACGACAAUAUCUAUCUUCAAAAGUCUGUAAGACAGCAACGGACUUUUGUACAGGAUCGAAUCAACAGUACACAGAUUAUGAUUCGUGCAUGUCAUUUUUGAAUGAGAGAGAUAUAGGUGAAUGGUAUCGGAUGGGAGAGGAUAACCUCGUUUGUAGACAUCUACACGUCCCAAUGGUAUCUCUCAGACCAUCCGUACAUUGUGCUCAUAUAGGUCCAACAGGAGGUGACAUGUGCAUUUCAAGGAAUUAUAAUCAAGUUGUAUUAGAUUCUCAUUUCCCACAAGGAUGGUUAGCACCUAAAUUCGUCACUCCAGAGAAUCAAGAUCAGAUACGAGGCAUUCAAGCUGUCAGUGGGCAAGAUCUGAAUUCUGCUCUGGAGAUCUCUCUGAGUUCGGGUGAAGGUCAUUCUUGGGAUCCCACCUUGUAUGCUACUGCUUUAUUGGGCUAUUUCCUACUCUUCUAUGUGUGCUCCAAUGCACUUUGGUUCGUUUACUUCCGGAAAUCAUCUGUAUUUCCAACUUUGGGAUUGGAACACCAAAAGAAUAUCGUGAUGUACACAAUGAACAUAAUCUUCAUUACUAUCGCACUAGCACUUGAAUUAGUGGCGACUCCUGCCUUUGCGGGUAGAUACCAUUUAUGGGAAGUACAAUGUCUUCGGACCGGAGGUGUAUUAGUUUCAGCUUUAUACAUAUUCGAAUUGAUCUAUAGGUUAAAAAUGAGAUUACCAUUGAUAGCCCAUCAUUUCUUGACUAUCAUAGCUAUAUCAUUUACUGUCACAGUAUUUGAAUAUACUCAAUCUAUGACUUAUCUAAUUUCAGCUGUUAUAUGGCUUUUCCAAGCUACCACCGAACAACCCACUUUUAUCGGUUUGUUAGGCUAUCGGUUAGAUUGGGAUCCCCGUGCAGUCUCGAUCAUACUGAAGGUGGCUGCUAUUCAAACAUCCAUCUUCAAGUCUGCAAGCGCCAUUGGCUUGAUGGUAUAUUGGGGAAUCCAUCAGAACUACGCCUAUCGUUCUAUGGAUAAAGCUUGGACGGCUAUGGUGUUCAUCAUUGCCAUAGGCUUACUUUUGACUCAAAUUUGGGGAUCAUGGGUGACGUACUGCAUUGGCCAAAAGAUACUUCACGACCCAGAUUUAUCUCAAAGGAAGUUGAAAGGAUCAACUUUGGAAGUAUACCAAACUAUCCGCCUUAAUUCUGAACACAAGAAAAACAACUCAUCCGAUACAGCCAAUGAUAAUGACAAUGUUGAUGAUAACGAUAACCAUACCGAAGAUGAUAGAUAUGAAGUAAUGACAAACAAAGAGAGCCAUGUCACACCUACUCCACUUAUGAGAAUACCAUCUUUAUCACUCUCGGUAAAUUCGAAUUCACACAACAACCAGAAUUUAGAUCCGAACUCAAACUCGCAAUCCAGAAAUCAUAGACGAAGUAGAUUGAUCAGUAGAUCAAGCUUAUUAUUAGACACGUGUAAUCUGGGAGAUACGAGUAACGAACAACCAUCCACGACAAGUGGGGGGAUACCUUCUGCUCUAUCUCCACUUUUAUCUAGUGAAGAUCAACAUCUAUUUACGGCUCCUGCGACACCUGCCAGGAUGGACUUUCCAAUCGCUACGAAACCUGUAGUCCCUAGGUCUGAAGGACAAGAUACCUUGAGAAACAGUGUUAUCAGUACGGAUACGACAUAUUUGGGAAAGGCCUUGUAG